Messenger RNA from Pestalotiopsis fici W106-1, 1275 nucleotides. RefSeq lists its product as uncharacterized. The transcript has a single exon. Bases 1 to 1275 code for a protein of 424 amino acids. The record is from RefSeq and is a predicted model, not a curated record. NCBI's taxonomy places the organism in Eukaryota, Fungi, Ascomycota, Sordariomycetes, Amphisphaeriales, Sporocadaceae.
AUGCUACUCAAGGCUGGUUGUGCCGUCGACAUUGGCGCCUUCGAUUAUUUGUACCGCGAUAUGACAACAAGAUGCCAAAGGAUCCUGGUCAGAGGAUUGAAAGAUCGACGAGACAAAUUGAAGCGAUUGGCUCUGGAGAAGCUUCCGGAACAUGAUAUCGCUGCCUUGAACCUUGAGAGCGUACGCACACUCGACACGCAGACAGCCGCCGUCCUUGGACUACUUGAUUUGAAUGGGGUCCAAAUUUCUCCUGCUUUGAGGCUCACACAAACAACAAAGCCUGCCACAUCCACUUGCUACCCCGGCCGUUCAGUCUAUCAUACCGUGAAAAACAUUAUGAAUGCGGACGUCUUCUGGGAUCAUGGUUUUCAAGACAUUGAUGAGUUCAACGGGCAGUUUGAUGAUGUAAGGGGAGACGGACUGCCACCCCUUGCAAACUGUGAGAAUCUGAGAAUGAUUCAGUGGCUCGUCGAUCACGGAGCAAACCUUUCCAGAGAACUGAAUCACUCAGGGAUUGGUGCUGAUCGCAAAUCACUACGCGUGACGACCGCGCAUUUUGUUUUUCAAUACAUCGGAGACUGGCUACCGGAUAUGGGCGAUUAUGAUGAUCCUGACUGGUAUAUUCUCUCGUCUUUGCAAGAAGUACUGCCCGUCGAUCUCUUCGACAACUGCGAGUGUAGUUGCUCGAAGCAAGGAUGCACACCAUUCCUGAUGAUGCUGAAAGCUCUGAUUGCUCAGGAAUCAGCGAGAGAAGGCCAGUCCAUCAUCUCCAUCAUUGAACCGUUCUUGAACUAUCUCGAUAUGUCUCUAACUGAGUUGUCAAAGGAUGAAUGGAAAGAAGCAAUUCGAUACUUCACAUUCACAACCUUGGAAAUGAGCCACACAUGUCAUCAUGAGCCCGGGAAAUAUAGAUAUACUUGUUCAGUCACUGUGGAGGAGUGGCAAGAUACAAUGCAUGUACGAGAUGAGCAAGCUGACAUGAUUGAGCUGCUGGAGGGAAUCCUCUUCGAUCUUGACGCCAUGAUUGACACGAUGAUGGAUGAUGAGAAUCAGUUUGACAUGAGCACGUUCUUGACGGAUCACUGGCUGGAGCGGAUGGAGGCAGAGCUCGAAGCAAUCUCUGGCCGCCAACUUUCUGAAGAAUACAAGAAAGGUACAGAAGCACUUGGCGUUGUGUGGAGCGAGGGUGAGGCCGAGGAGGACAUAGAUUCAGAACCAACUGGUGAUGUGGUGCAGUAUUGGCUGAAUGCCAUUGACAAAGCUGCAGGGUUUUGA